ACCAACUGCAAGUCAAAUCGAGUAUUGUUUGAAUAGAUAUCUUAAAAAUAGUAAAUAUAACAAGGAGAAUAUCGAAUCAGCCGAACUCAAAAGAAAACUAAGGAGGGUUGGCAACAAUGAUCAAAACAAAACAAAAAAGGAUUCAUUUUUAAAAGUUAACCAAGAUUCUGCAACUGUUAAUUUAUGUAUAUCAGCAGCUCUUGUUGCUAGAG
Messenger RNA from Entrophospora candida, 212 nucleotides. The record is from the annotation of a GenBank genome assembly. NCBI's taxonomy places the organism in Eukaryota, Fungi, Glomeromycota, Glomeromycetes, Entrophosporales, Entrophosporaceae.